Molecule: messenger RNA, 713 nt
Organism: Rubroshorea leprosula
Lineage: Eukaryota; Viridiplantae; Streptophyta; Magnoliopsida; Malvales; Dipterocarpaceae
Source: the annotation of a GenBank genome assembly
CCGAGAAGAAAGAAAGAACCCAUCUCUGUCCGUCCUCCAUGUUGAAUCCCACAACAGGAUGGACUACGCUCUUCUCACCUCCGUUUUUACCAACUGUCUUCAAGCACUCAAGUAAACCCCACCCAAACCCUAACAGCUGUUCGCCAAUAAUCUCCACCUUUCGAGCUCUCAGAUUGGGCUAUGAACCAAGAGCCGAGCUAGGCCCCGUCUGUUGCGCAAGGCGGAGGUCAGGUAUGAAGAAGAGGAAGAAGAAGAAGAAGAAGAAUAUGAGUAUAAUAAGGAGAUUGCGAUGCUUGAAUUGUACACUCAAUCUGCCCCAGGAGAGGCAGUUCUUGUGCACGCACUUCUGGAUCAGGAAGAGGUAGAAGUGCUUAUUUUUAAGGUGAUUCUUACAUACUAUCCUCUGACCAAUAUAAUUAUGAUAAAGUUUACUGCCAAUAAAGCUUCGUUGGAGGAUCGAGUUCUCUUAUGUGGGUUCUCCUCAUGCUUGAGCCACGGAACCUCACCUGACCCAUCAAGAAGUGUUGUUCCAGCCAGGGCGGUAAUAAAGUCCAUUGACAGAAUCAAAGGACCAUUUAAUCCCUGGAAUAUAGAAUAUCUAGAGAAAGACCUCAAUUGGGACUCCUUCAAGGCACGCCUGUCUGUUUCCUAGUAAUCUCUUACAAUAAACUUAGGAGAUUCAUUGAAAAAAUCAAUAAACUAGGUAGCACUUU